Wyeomyia smithii (pitcher-plant mosquito) is the source of this 1174-nucleotide messenger RNA. RefSeq names its product putative odorant receptor 83c. Lineage: Eukaryota; Metazoa; Arthropoda; Insecta; Diptera; Culicidae. Gene Ontology annotation, molecular function: odorant binding; olfactory receptor activity. Bases 1 to 1161 code for a protein of 386 amino acids. The record is from RefSeq and is a predicted model, not a curated record. The transcript is spliced from 4 exons. Gene Ontology annotation, biological process: sensory perception of smell; detection of chemical stimulus involved in sensory perception of smell. Gene Ontology annotation, cellular component: plasma membrane.
AUGACAGAAUACGAGUCUUCGCUGGAAAAAUUUCAAGAAACGGUAAAAAUGACCCGUCGGUUGGCUAAUUUUUGCGGGAUGGAUGUUCUGGCAGACAAUUACAAGCCGAAUCUUCGCACGGCCUUGACGCUGAUCGGUGGCUGCAGCUACCUGGUCACAGGAAUGUACAGUGCCUGGAUCUUCUAUCCGAACAUCUACGAGUCGCUGCAAGCGGUGGCUCCGCUAGGAAUGGCGCUGCAGGGAAUGAUGAAAAUGUAUAGUGCUAUCGUGUACCGUAGCUUUUUCUACGGCCGGCAACAAUAUCUGGAGGAUUUUCAUCGGACGUACGUUGAAUGUCCACAAUAUAAUGCUGCACUUGUGAGCUUGAUGCGGAAGAUGCAACUUGCGAUUAAGUUGUUGAUCUUGAGUUACCUGAUUGCUAUAGCCGGAUUUGGACUCUACCCAUUGUAUUUCUAUCUGAUAUAUGGGGAGAAAACAUUGGCAUUGAAUGUUCUAAUCCCCGGUGUGGACGCCCGAACUUACUGGGGUUAUGUAUGCACAUUGGCCUAUCAGAUGUUUCUGUUAGCACUCGCAAUCAAUGGAAUAACUGCUUACGAUACGGCGAUGAUGAUAUUCAUCUGCAAUUUGGCUGGACUAGUAGACGUGUAUAAGAUUAAACUGAGAGAAUUAGAUGCACUACUAAUGGCAACAAAACGGAGUCCCGUAAAAAUUCACGAUAAACUUCGUGAAAUCGUUAUUGAACAUUACGAAAUUUUUAGAUAUGAAUCAGAAUUGGAUAAAAGAUAUAUUGUUGUGAAUUUCGUUCAAGUGGCUUCUUCGGUAGCAUGCCUCACUCUGUCGCUGUUUCUCUGUUAUAUGACUAACUAUCUACCGGGAUAUGCUUUCAUAAUUGGAGCUGUUUUCCAACUGUUAGAGUUUUGUUUGUUAGGUACAAUUUUCAGCGUUAAGAAUGACGAUGUGAUUGUUGCUAUCUACGACAUUAGCUGGUAUCUACUGGAUCGGUCUGACAUCAAGAUGCUUAACUUCAUGUUUCACCGCAGUCAAAACUCCGUAAAUUUGACCAUUGGAGGUUUCGCGCCACUCAACAUUGAAGUUUUCGUCGAGAUAAUGAAGACUAUCUACCAAUAUUUCGCAAUGUUAAUCAGAUUUAUGGAACCUUAGGAACAAGUUAGUG